UGGGGGCAAAAAUGCUGGCGUUUUUGCACAGAUGUGCUUACUUCUUAAAGUGCUGCCAGAGAGGAUUGGGACUGCUGCCUGAAAGCAAAGCCAAGGCAGGCUGCUUACAGUCCAGGACACUGGUGAUGGUGCUAGGGUUACUGAGACUGACUGCAGGCGCCAGUCUAACCCGCGGAAAGCUCUCUUACCCCGGCGCCUGUCCAAAUCAACUGAACCCCAACUUGUGGGUCGAUGCUCAAAGCACCUGCGAGAGGGAAUGCAACAUCGAUGAGGAUUGUCAGAGCUUUGAGAAGUGCUGUACGAAUGUGUGUGGCCUGAAGAGCUGUGUGGCAGCGAGGUUUGCAGAUGGCAGCUUAGCGUCCUUGGACUUACCCAAAGAGGCGACGUGUGAGAGGAUUGUGUGCACGCAGCAGGGCUCGGAGUGUGAUAUCUGGGAUGGACAGCCCAUCUGUAAGUGCAAAGACAGGUGUGAGAAGGAGCCCAAUUUCACCUGUGCCUCCGAUGGCCUGACCUACUAUAAUAAAUGUUACAUGGAUGCAGAGGCGUGCAUCAGGGGCAUCAGCUUGACAGUGGUGACUUGUCGGUAUCACAUCACUUGGCCCAACACCAGCCCACAGCCUUUAGAAACCACGGUGAACCCAACAUCAACCACCUCCUUGGAAGACUCCAUCCCUCCAGCUCUCUACACCAACCCCUUCCACCAGUCCGUCUAUAUCGGAGGCACGGUGAGCUUUCACUGCGAUGUCAGUGGGCGUCCAAGGCCGGACAUCACCUGGGAGAAGCAGAGUGACUACCUGGAAAACAUCAUCAUGAGACCUGAUCAAAUGUACGCCAAUGUGGUGGUCACCAAUAUUGGCCAACUGGUUAUUUACAACACCCAGCAAGAGGAUGCAGGUAUCUAUACGUGCACCGCAAGGAACGCUGCUGGCCUCCUGAGAGCAGACUUCCCAUUGUCAGUCAUCAGACGGGAACAUUCUGGAGAGAGCACUGCCAGGAAAAUCCAGCCUUUACCAUCUGGAGAGUGCUUCAAAGAUCCAGACAAGAGGGAAUGUGGCCGUCAAUAUGUCAGGUGGUUUUAUGACCACAAGAAGGGCAGGUGCUCCACAUUCCUGUUUGGAGGCUGUGAGGGGAGCAAGAACCAGUUUGAGACCUACGAAGAGUGCCGAUUGGCUUGUAUCAACGAGUCAGUCAAUAUCUGUACCUUUCCUGCUGUGCAGGGUCCUUGCAAGAUGUGGGAGGCUCGGUGGGCCUACAACUCGCUGAUGAAGCAGUGCCACGCUUUCGUCUACGGUGGCUGCGAGGGCAACAAGAAUAACUUUGAGAGCAAGGAAGUGUGUGAGGAGACCUGCCCGUUCCCGAAAAGCCAGCAGUGCAAAGUGUGCAGACCCCGUCACAAGAUCGUGCCCAGCUUCUGCAGAAGUGACUAUGCCAUUGUGGGAAGGGUGACGGAAAUUGUCGAGGAACAGGACUCUGGAGUUGCCAGAUUUACACUGGACGAGGUGCUCAAGGACGAGAAAAUGGGACUAAAGUUUUUUGAUUUCAAACAUUUGGAAGUGAUAAUGAUCAACAUGGACUGGAACUGCCCUUGUCCAAACAUUAACCUGACAGACGGACCCCUCCUUAUAAUGGGUGAUGUCUAUGAUGGAAUGGCUGUGCUGGAUGCUGAGAGCUAUGUGCGGACUGUAACUGACAAACGCAUUAAAAAGAUGUACGAAAUCAUUGGGAAAAAGACCUGCGAACUCCUACACCGCUUUCAAGACUGACCCGCAGACAUUGCAAUGUCAUGACGUAUUCUUUAUUAUAUCUUGUUAUACUUAGAAUCGAAUGGAAGAUGUUGGUAAAUGUUUUGCAAUUUUAUUUAUAUUUCAUGCAGUCUACAGUUACUUUAUUUCCUGUCAUGCUUUGAUCACACGUCACAGGUGUAGCAUUUAUUGGUCAAGACUUCAGGCUAACAGCUGAUUCCUAAAUUAGUUUCACACAUGGUAUUGGCAAAAACUAAUCUGUCCAUUAGUGCCAGGCUGUGCACAAGGGACCCAUUGCCCUGUUGCGUUUCCUUGCUGUCUCUGUGAUAAUGCAUCAACUUUCCCUGCCAGGAGCCCAGAUGGCAUAGUUAAAUCCUGCCGUGUUGAGACGUCCCACUGGUUCCAUACACCGUCUUGCCAAGUGUGAUGCUGCCCAUAAUUCAUUGGAAUUUUGCCAACUUGGCACUUUGACCUAAUUUUACUGUGAAUUCCCGUUUGACUGAUUCGUUGUUAUCACCAACCAGAAUACUUCCCUACAAUUUGGCCAACAAGCCUUGGUAGUCUUAGAAUUGCUUCUACUCAUGUCACUUCAUUGGAUGUGGAUCUGUCCAUGUUGCUUUUGCUACUAUCUUUUGUGUUAUUAUCACUAGUGUUAGCUAUGGCAUUCCAGCAGCUUAAGUCGCUGAGUAGCAAUCAAAAUGAACGAAGAUUAGUUUCAGUUUCCACUCUCAGGAUUACUGAGGGCAAAAUGUAGUGCCUCAGUUACUGCCUAAUCAACUUAUUUAACUCAGAACUUAGAUCAAACAAGCAUUGCACAGGUUCUUUUAGCUUUUAUCCAAGUCUAUGUAAAAAUUCUGAAAUUGUUGACUGUUCUUGGGCUGAAUGUAGUGUUUGUACACAAUUGUGAAUUUAAUUAGAAUUAAUUGUUAAGCAUUUUACAACAGGGCAUAAUGCAUUUUUUUGUACAUUUGA
Messenger RNA from Chiloscyllium plagiosum (whitespotted bambooshark), 2714 nucleotides. RefSeq names its product WAP, Kazal, immunoglobulin, Kunitz and NTR domain-containing protein 1-like. Gene Ontology annotation, biological process: transforming growth factor beta receptor signaling pathway. Gene Ontology annotation, molecular function: transforming growth factor beta binding; receptor antagonist activity; serine-type endopeptidase inhibitor activity. NCBI's taxonomy places the organism in Eukaryota, Metazoa, Chordata, Chondrichthyes, Orectolobiformes, Hemiscylliidae. The record is from RefSeq and is a predicted model, not a curated record. Gene Ontology annotation, cellular component: extracellular region.